AUGUUAUCAACAAACAAUCAUUUCCAAUUUACAAAUAAUCCAAAUACCACUAUUCGAUGUUCACCCUACACUCAUAAUACCAACAAUGAUUUGGUCCAAAAGAUCAAGACCUAUGCCACUGCCAAUCAACAACGUGGUCGAAGAAAUUCAUCAUAUUUGUCGAGGUUCCCAGUUUUAUCAAAUAACCUUAGUGGCGAGGCCGUUGUAUUAGUGGCCAAAAAGAUAUGUGACUGGGUUGUCCAAAGUAAUAUCAAUGGAAAGAACCAACAACGAAUUAACCUUUUGCCACUGGAAAAGAUGGAAAAGGGUGUUUUGGAAAUACUAGAUACCAUCAUGAAGUGGAUUCUUGAUGAUAUGAAUGAACCACCAUUCAUCCUUUUUGUCGGCAUUUAUUUGGCCGAUAAAUAUGUAAAUAGAGUUGGAGUUAGACAAAGCCAAGUUUUAUGGUUAAUUUUAACAAGUUGUAUAAUAGCUAUAAAGAUGUACUCUGAUUCCCAGAAUAUAAGUAAUAUUAAUAUUGCACAUAAAUUUCAAACAAGCACAAAGAAUCUAUUAAAGAUGGAGUCUGAAUUUUUAACCACCAUUGGAUAUAAUUGUUAUGUUGAGGAAUCGACAAUUAUUGCAUUUCUCACAUCAAUCUACAUGGAACAUAUUUGUAAUAUAACCGACAAAUCAUCAAUGUUAUUUUCAUUGAUUCAACAACAACAACAACAACAACUUCAGCAACAACAACAACAACAACAAAAUUAA
This is a messenger RNA of Cavenderia fasciculata, 750 nucleotides long. RefSeq lists its product as uncharacterized. The record is from RefSeq and is a predicted model, not a curated record. Lineage: Eukaryota; Evosea; Eumycetozoa; Acytosteliales; Cavenderiaceae. Gene Ontology annotation, biological process: regulation of cyclin-dependent protein serine/threonine kinase activity. Gene Ontology annotation, cellular component: cyclin-dependent protein kinase holoenzyme complex; nucleus. Bases 1 to 750 code for a protein of 249 amino acids. The transcript is spliced from 2 exons. Gene Ontology annotation, molecular function: protein kinase binding; cyclin-dependent protein serine/threonine kinase regulator activity.